Exaiptasia diaphana is the source of this 1581-nucleotide messenger RNA. RefSeq names its product solute carrier family 22 member 2. The transcript is spliced from 9 exons. Gene Ontology annotation, molecular function: transmembrane transporter activity. Lineage: Eukaryota; Metazoa; Cnidaria; Anthozoa; Actiniaria; Aiptasiidae. Gene Ontology annotation, biological process: transmembrane transport. Gene Ontology annotation, cellular component: membrane. The record is from RefSeq and is a predicted model, not a curated record. The coding region runs from base 1 to 1581 and encodes 526 amino acids.
AUGUCCGCCCUURAAAACAAAGAUGCAGCAUUCGACGAACGCCAAAGCAUGGUCACUCCCAAAGCCCCAACAACCACCAAAGAUGUAUUUGAUAAGAUUGGCAACUUUGGUCUUUUCCAAAAACUGGUUUUUCUGUUUACCGUGUAUGCUUUAAUCAGCUGGGCUUGCUUCAAUGAUGGAAGUAUCUAUCUUCUGAUAGCUGAACCGCGUUGGGAGUGCAUUGCGAACAGCACUGUUUGUAACAUCACUGGGACGAUAGGUCUUGGUGAACCCAACUAUGAAUACAGAUGCAGAAUACCUCGACGAGAAUGGAAAUUCAUAGAUGAAUAUACCUCACUGGUCUCUCAGUUUGAUCUUGUAUGCGACAAAGGAACACUUGUUCCAAUCAUGCUGACCAUUGACUCAAUAGGUGGAGUCGUUGGUGCCGCUGGGGUUGGUUUCAUCUCUGACAGAUUUGGACGAAAGAAAGCAUUAUUCUUAGCUGGUUUAAUAGGAACAAUUGCACUGUUUGUCCUGCAAUACUCGCCUGUGUUUGAAAUUGCAGCUGCUCUGAGCUUCUUUCAAGGAAUCGCAGUAGGUGGAGUUUGUGGUGCAGGAUAUACCAUUAUUGCAGAAUGUGUUGGCAGCAAACACCGCUCGCUUUUUUGUAAUAGUAUCUGGGCCUUUUAUGGAGUUGGAUUCAUGUUAUUUGGUGGGAUUGGUCACCUUGCACGUGACUGGAAAACCUUUAUGUUAAUACUCUCCAUUUGUGGAAUGCCUGCGCUACUCUUUUAUUGGUUUGUACCAGAAUCUCUACGAUGGCUUAUCAUCAACAAACGAUUCGACGAGGCAAGACGCACAUUAAAUCGAAUCGCCAAGGUAAACCGCAAGGUCUUAACUGAAGAAAUUGAGCUACCCAACUAUGAAAGGGAGAAAAAAGUUAAUCCUGGUGAUGUUCGACUGUUGUUUCGACCAGGAUUUGCUGUUCGUACCUUGGUCAUUUGGUAUAACUGGUUUGUCAAUGGAAUGAUUUAUAACGGUUUGCAUCUGAUUGCACCAAACAUCGGAGGAAGCUUGUACUUCAACUGGUUCCUUGCAGGGCUAUCAGAGUUCGUUAGCUCUCUAUUGGGAGUUCAUCUGUAUAACAGAUUUGGAAGAAAGAAAGUUACCGUCAUCAGUCAAAUUCUUGCGUCUAUGUCAACGCUCGGAUCUGUCAUUUUCACGCUUAACGACGAUGGAAGUAAAGGUUUCUUAAUUGGAAAAAUUAUGUUCACAAUGGUGCUGGCAAAGUGCUUCAUCGUAACAUCAUAUAAUGGAAUUGGCUUACUUACUGCAGAGACCUACCCCACAUCAGUCAGGAAUAUUGCAAUUGGAGGAGGAACAACUUUUACUAACGUCGGUGUGGUGACGACUGGCUUCAUUGCAUAUCUGAUUCGGCUUCAUCCAGUGUUGCCACAAGCAGUCAUGACAUUGAAUGCAUUCAUCGGUGGCCUGCUGUGCUAUGUAUGUCUCAAGGAGACCAACAAUCUUCCAAUACCAGAGGAAUUUGCUGAUAGUAAGAGAGAAGAGAAAAAGAAAGGCCGUGAAGUUCUAGUCAUCUAG